This is a messenger RNA of Endocarpon pusillum Z07020, 495 nucleotides long. RefSeq lists its product as uncharacterized. The record is from RefSeq and is a predicted model, not a curated record. The coding region runs from base 1 to 495 and encodes 164 amino acids. Lineage: Eukaryota; Fungi; Ascomycota; Eurotiomycetes; Verrucariales; Verrucariaceae. The transcript is spliced from 2 exons.
AUGGACCCUUCCAGCACCUCUAACGGAGUCAGCGCUCCGCCUGUUCUGAACUGGGGCCAUAAGUAUCGAGGUGCAACGGUUGCGGACCUCGAGUUACCACCAGCGCUGUCCACUUCUCCACAUGCCUCAAUUUCAUCCGCCUUGUUGUCUGCCUACGAACACGAUUAUACCCAUCUUACGGUUGUUUCUGAAGAAAACAGAGCCCUUCUGGGAUACCUCAGUAUACCACGACUGAAGGAAUUGCUCAAACAACGUAUCACUACCGAAGAUGACCCCGUGGAGAAAGCCAUGAUGAAGUUUAGGCGCAAAGGGAAGAAAUACACUGUCAUUACAACAGAGACAGAAUUAGAAGAGCUAGAGGCGUUCUUCAACGGUGGCCCAGACGGAAAGAGUCCUCAGGAUUUCGCUGUUGUCACUGAUGGUGGUCGUAAGUUUGUCUUGGGAGUGGUGACGAGAUCUGAUCUCGAGGAGUUCGUGAAGAGACGACCCGGAUGA